This is a messenger RNA of Dentiscutata erythropus, 552 nucleotides long. The record is from the annotation of a GenBank genome assembly. NCBI's taxonomy places the organism in Eukaryota, Fungi, Glomeromycota, Glomeromycetes, Diversisporales, Gigasporaceae.
AUGCAACUAGAGACAUUACGAUCUGUUAAAACCUUGGAUCAACUUCAAGAAGCACUAGAGCAAAUGAAUUAUAAACUAUCACACUCUGCCGCAUACCUUAGACUUAUUCCAAAAUGGCAUAAUACCAUAGAAGGAAAACAUCAUGUUAAAACUGUACCAGUGAAGCUUCUAAUGGCACAGAAUAUAUCAAGAAGAGCAUAUGAAAAUACCCGAUUCUGUGCUGCUUUGAUAAGAAAUAUCAAAGAAAUAGUGUCAUUAUUAGAUCCCAGAAAUGUUUUAGUAGUAUCCCGAAAUGAUAAAGUACAAAUACCUCUUGGUUUAGCUGCGGCAAAUAAACAAGGAGAUUUAGAAUUUCGCCAGGGUUUUGUUCUUCGUGAGGAUUUUGCAGGAUCUCGUCUUUUGUCAGGGAGAUUUAGAAUUUCACAAGGGUUUUAUCUUUCAUCAGAAGAUUUAGAAUUUUACCAAGCCAGUGCUGACAUAAAAGGUAAAAUUAAUAGUGCUGGAACUUAUACUGUUACAAAAUCUUAUAAGAAAGAUACAAAGUUCCAUUAG